CAGACGCCAACCGACUGUCCACACAAGAGGACCUCAAGCAGACAUUAAAGACGCCUUCGGAGCAAAACGGAGAGCACAAGAUAGUCCUUAUCAUUUUGGCGUUCCCGGCGAUAUGUUUGCGCUCAAACGAAGGCUACAUCAAUUCAAGUUUUCAUUCCAGUGCUACCUACCUAAGUUUGAUUCUCUGUUCCUGAUAGAGUUCCAAACCCUGGGUGAAAUGUCAGGAACAAAACUUUCAUUGUACUCCAUAUAAGCAAGCGAGCACUAUAACUAGGCGAAGCGUAGUCUGUAAACACGAAUUUAGCUCACGCGCCCAACGUACUUUGAGGAGAAACUUAAUACGCAGAAGUAUGCCGACCCGGACACAAUCAGUCAUCACCAUUGGCCGGAAAGUGGUCAAGACUCCUGAGAAACUACGCCUUGCUCGGCUUAGUUGGGAUAUUAGGCAUUUUGCUCCUGCCCCUGCUGAUCGUCAGCCACCGCUUCCAAGAAAGCUUCUUUGCCUUUGUAUACGUUAUUUUGCAACGACAUAUGAAUGAUGAGGUAAGUGAGAUUCGACGUUUCCUGAUGUCUCACCUCGAUAGCCUGUCGUCGCAAGAGCCAUCCUUGAAGGCCCACGGCUCGGUGCGAGUCCUGGAAGUUGGUGCGGCGUAUGGACCAAACCUCGAGUUCGUCGAGCGACCCAUUGAGUACUCGGUGGUGGAACCCAACAGGAGCUUCAAAGAUUCAUUCAUGGAAAACAUCAAGAAAAACUCAAAAGUGGAGCUGAAGUGGUUGAUCUUUGGACAUGGAGAAAACAUGAGCAUGUUGCCCGACGGCCAUUUCGACGCUGUUGUGCUGUUUUAUGUCCUCUGCUCUGCAAAGGACGGCUCGAAACUCCUGAGUGAAUGCAAGCGUGUACUUAAGAAGGGUGGUCACUUUCUGUUCGCCGAGCAUGUCGCUCACAAGAAAGGCACUCUUUCAAGGUUUAUACAGGAUCUCCUGACUCCACUGACCAAGAACUUUGGCUGCGGCUGCCACCUGAAUCGCGAAAGUGGCGUUUUGUUGAGAAGCGCUGGCUUCGCCAGGAUAGAUAUAAACAUGGCUGACAUCAAUGUGCCUCUAAUGUUUAGCCAUAACAUUUACGGUGUAGCGAUGGCUUGAAUCAUGUCUAAUAAAGCGAGCUGUUUGACCGCAAUAAUUGCUUACAACGUCCUCGCUACACAACGCCAAUCUACUUCUUUAGGUUUCGCGGCUCCUUCGCGGAACGUUUUGUCAUAUAGAGUGCUUGGUGGAUGAAAUAAAAUAUGCUGCAGUAA
This is a messenger RNA of Rhipicephalus microplus (southern cattle tick), 1298 nucleotides long. RefSeq names its product thiol S-methyltransferase TMT1B. The record is from RefSeq and is a predicted model, not a curated record. Lineage: Eukaryota; Metazoa; Arthropoda; Arachnida; Ixodida; Ixodidae. Gene Ontology annotation, molecular function: S-adenosylmethionine-dependent methyltransferase activity.